AUGCCGCCGAUGCGACCACUAUGGAUGCAAUUCCCGACUGACAGCCAGGCUUUGUCCAUUGACACCACCUAUCUAUUGGGAUCGGACUUGCUGGUGGCGCCCGUGUUGGAUAAAGAGCUAAAGACCCUUGACGUGUACUUGCCCACUGAUUCUCGAGACCCUACUUCUUGGCUCAAUGUAUGGACACACCAAGUGUUUAACGGUGGCCAUAGCUAUCAGUUUGAUGUCGACAUAAAGUCUCUGCCCAUCUUCCAGAGAAGUGGAUCCAUCAUUCCUAAGAGAGAACGCAUGCGAAGAGCGGCUGUUCUGGCUGUGAAUGACCCUAUUACACUCCAGAUUUUCCUGAAUUCAAAGGGAGAAGCCACCGGUUCGCUGUACCUCGAUGACGGCCAGUCCUAUGACUACCGCACAAAGAGCGCUUUUCUUUCUGGCAGUUUCAACUUUUCUAAGCAAACACUCAGCUACGAAUUUCAAAAGGGCACCCCUGAUGCGAAUGCAGCUUGGCUGGAGCGUGUGGUCAUCUACGGCUAUCCCUCAAAGCCAAACCGCGUCGUCGCCCAGCUAGGAGCCGAUCCGUCAAAGGCCACUCAAAUCGCCUUCAAAUACAACGCCGACACCAAAGAAGUGAUUGUUCGCAAACCGGCACUUCCAUUUGGACAAAACUGGCAAUUGCAAAUCUUCUAA
Molecule: messenger RNA, 684 nt
Organism: Rhagoletis zephyria (snowberry fruit fly)
Lineage: Eukaryota; Metazoa; Arthropoda; Insecta; Diptera; Tephritidae
Product: neutral alpha-glucosidase AB-like
Biological process (GO): N-glycan processing
Molecular function (GO): alpha-glucosidase activity
Source: RefSeq, a predicted model, not a curated record